GACUAGGCCAGCAGCCUCAGCUCGCGGGGAGCUAGCCGUUAGCAUCCACUCGGACCGACAACACGGAAACGAGCCCGGCUUGGACUCUCCUGCUGCGGGACGUUUUCUGUGGUUCCAGCGCGCCUCUACCCGCCUCUUUCCGCGGCUAACGGUUCCUCCCGGUUCUUCCCGGCUCCUCCGUCCUCCUGGUUCCGGACAGGCGGUUAAACCCGAAACAUGUCUGCGGUGCAGCGGAUGAAAGUGGCGAACGAGCGGCACAGCAAGACGAUCACACAGCGGGGACACGUCCAGAAGACAUCGCGACCAGUAAAUGACGAUAAAUCUCCGGUGGGCCCGUGGCUGCUCGCGCUCUUCGUCUUCGUGGUUUGUGGUUCAGCCAUCUUCCAGAUCAUUCAGAGCAUCAGGCAGGGCAUGUGAUGACCUCUGACCUCGGAGCUGAACCUGUCGCAUGGAGGGGGCGGGGCACGUCACCUUCAUGGCCCCGUCAUCACACACACACACACACACACACACACACACACACACACACACACACACACUGGUCUGUCUGUGUUUGUUACAAACCUCAGUCACUUUAACCUGAUUCCAACCUGAACCCUGGAACCAAGUGUGGUCAUGUCCCCACGCGGCCGUCGUGUCCCCACGCGGCGGUCGUGUCCCCACGCGGCGGUCGUGUCCCCACAGGGCCGUCGUGUCCCCACGCGGCGGUCGUGUCCCCACGCGGCGGUCGUGUCCCCACAGGGCCGUCGUGUCCCCACAGGGCCGUCGUGUCCCCACGCGGCGGUCGUGUCCCCACGCGGCGGUCGUGUCCCCACGCGGCGGUCGUGUCCCCACGCGGCCGUCGUGUCCCCACAGGGCCGUCGUGUCCCCACAGGGCCGUCGUGUCCCCACGCGGCCGUCGUGUCCCCACGCGGCCGUCGUGUCCCCACAGGGCCGUCGUGUCCCCACGCGGCCGUCGUGUCCCCACGCGGCCGUCGUGUCCCCACGCGGCCGUCGUGUCCCCACAGGGCCGUCGUGUCCCCACGCGGCGGUCGUGUCCCCACGCGGCGGUCGUGUCCCCACAGGGCGGUCGUGUCCCCACGCGGCGGUCGUGUCCCCACGCGGCGGUCGUGUCCCCACGCGGCGGUCGUGUCCCCACGCGGCGGUCGUGUCCCCACGCGGCCGUCGUGUCCCCACGCGCCGGUCGUGUCCCCACGCGGCCGUCGUGUCCCCACGCGCCGGUCGUGUCCCCACGCCGCCGUCGUGUCCCCACGCGGCCGUCGUGUCCCCACAGGGCCGUCGUGUCCCCACGCGCCGGUCGUGUCCCCACGCGGCCGUCGUGUCCCCACGCGCCGGUCGUGUCCCCACGCCGCCGUCGUGUCCCCACGCCGCCGUCGUGUCCCCACGCCGCCGUUGUGUCCCCUCAAACACAGACAGACAUGAACACACUCGUUCCAGUGGCGUUUGAACUGGUUUCUGUUCGACUGUAAGCCAACCUCUCUGUCUGCAGUACAUCACUGUUUGUUUGUUUACUUAUUUCAGUGUCGAUGAAGCUGAUCAGUUAUUGAUUAUUGGUUAUUGAUUGCUGUCUGAUGAAGUCUUACCCCUUCCUGCUGUGGUCUGUGGUUUACAGGGACACGCUGCUGUCAGUCCUCCAUCAGGCUCAUUACUUAAUCAUAUUUAUGGAGAAGUUUUGCUGUAAACGGUCUUUGAAGAAACAAAACAAAUGUUUCAUGAAAGGAACAAAUGAAAACUUCAUGCUGCUAAAAACAGAUUAGGAAUUGAAAUAUAAUUUGACAGCUUCUGUGAGCGUACUUUUAAGACCACUUUGAAAGUCUGAUAGAGAUAGUUUGUUUUCUAAUGACUGUGUAGAACCGUCUGUUUUCUGUUAGAACCAUGGAUGUUUGGGGUUUAAAAUGUGACAGAUGAUCGAUGUUUCAGUCAGAUGUUUUUGUUUAUGAUAGCAGAAAACUGAAGAAGGAGCAUCAGAUGGAUUUUUGCUUUAAAAUGCUUCAACGGCGUGAAUGAACUUCCAGCCCUGACGCUGUAGAGCAGGUCCAUGUUGUUAGGUUUUAGUGAAUGAAUCAGUGGAAGGUGGUUUUGGUCUGGAGGAAACAGCAGCGUGCUCCUUUAAACCCUCUGGUGGUUGGAGCAGCAGCAGACGGCACAUCUGAAGUUGUUUUUGCUGUAAAAUGAUUGAUCCAUGCUCCGCUUUUAUACAAAAUAAAUCUCAGAUAUUUUCUCUA
Messenger RNA from Acanthochromis polyacanthus (spiny chromis), 2225 nucleotides. RefSeq lists its product as uncharacterized. Gene Ontology annotation, biological process: endoplasmic reticulum unfolded protein response. Gene Ontology annotation, cellular component: endoplasmic reticulum. Lineage: Eukaryota; Metazoa; Chordata; Actinopteri; Pomacentridae. Bases 217 to 417 code for a protein of 66 amino acids. The record is from RefSeq and is a predicted model, not a curated record. The transcript is spliced from 3 exons.